UCUGAAAUGGAUUGGGUGUUAAAGCAUACAGGUCCAAAUAGUCCUGAUACUGCCAAUGAUGGUUUUGUACGGCUCAGAGGACUCCCAUUUGGCUGUAGCAAGGAAGAAAUUGUUCAGUUCUUUUCAGGGUUGGAAAUUGUGCCAAAUGGGAUGACACUGCCAGUGGACUUUCAGGGGCGGAGCACAGGGGAAGCUUUUGUGCAGUUUGCUUCACAGGAGAUAGCUGAGAAGGCCUUAAAGAAACACAAGGAAAGAAUAGGGCAUAGGUACAUCGAAAUCUUCAAGAGUAGCCGAGCUGAAGUCCGAACCCACUAUGAUCCACCUCGAAAGCUCAUGACUAUGCAGCGCCCAGGUCCGUAUGAUAGGCCAGGGGCUGGAAGAGGGUAUAAUAGCAUUGGCAGAGGAGCCGAGUUUGAAAGAAUGAGGCGGGGUGCCUAUGGAGGAGGGUACGGAGGCUAUGAUGAUUAUGGAGGUUAUAAUGACGGGUAUGGUUUUGGGUCUGAUAGAUUUGGAAGAGACCUAAACUACUGUUUCUCAGGAAUGUCUGAUCAUAGAUAUGGAGAUGGCGGGUCCAGUUUCCAGAGUACCACAGGGCACUGUGUACACAUGAGGGGGUUACCCUACAGAGCCACCGAGAAUGAUAUUUAGAAUUUUUUCUCACCUCUUAAUCCCAUGAGAGUACACAUUGAAAUAGGACCUGAUGGAAGAGUUACUGGUGAGGCAGAUGUUGAGUUUGCUACUCAUGAAGAUGCUGUGGCAGCUAUGGCAAAAGAUAAAGCAAAUAUGCAGCACAGAUAUGUGGAGCUCUUCUUGAAUUCUACUGCAGGGACAAGUGGAGGAGCUUAUGAUCAUAGCUAUGUGGAGCUCUUUUUGAAUUCUACAGCAAGGGCAAGUGGUGGUGCUUACGGUAGCCAGAUGAUGGGAGGCAUGGGUUUAUCCAACCAGUCUAGCUAUGGAGGUCCGGCCAGCCAGCAGCUGAGUGGUGGCUAUGGAGGGGGUUAUGGUGGUCAGAGCAGUAUGAGCGGAUAUGACCAAGUUCUUCAGGAAAACUCAAGUGACUAUCAGUCAAACCUCGCUUAGGAAGCGAGGGAGCAUCAGAUAGCAUCUACAGGAAUAAAAGCUACAUUUAUAGGAACUGGAUA
Molecule: messenger RNA, 1142 nt
Organism: Mastomys coucha (southern multimammate mouse)
Lineage: Eukaryota; Metazoa; Chordata; Mammalia; Rodentia; Muridae
Product: heterogeneous nuclear ribonucleoprotein H2-like
Exons: 1
Biological process (GO): regulation of RNA splicing
Cellular component (GO): nucleoplasm; ribonucleoprotein complex
Molecular function (GO): RNA binding
Source: RefSeq, a predicted model, not a curated record